UCUGCGCGUUCCAGUGCCGACGACACGUUGGGAGGAAGCAUGGCGGACGACUCUGAGCAGAGCGAAGAGAAAAACACAAUAAUAACUCCUGAGGAGUCCGGUGAUGAAGAUGAUGACACGUUAAUUAACAGCGGAGAAACCCAGGAGGCAGCAAAGACCUUUAAGGACCUGGGUGUUACUGAGGUGCUGUGUGAGGCAUGUGAUCAGCUGGGAUGGAAAAGUCCGACAAAGAUUCAGAUCGAGGCUGUACCUGUGGCCCUGCAAGGCAAGGAUGUCAUUGGCCUGGCAGAGACUGGAUCAGGAAAGACGGGCGCGUUCGCUCUGCCCAUCCUGCAGUCGCUGCUGGCUUCCCCUCAGCGGCUCCACACUCUGGUCCUGACCCCCACCAGAGAGCUGGCAUUUCAGAUCGCUGAGCAGUUUGAGGCUCUGGGCUCCAGCAUCGGCGUCAAAUGCGCUGUGGUCGUUGGCGGGAUCGAUAUGAUGUCCCAGUCCUUGGUUUUAGCCAAAAAGCCCCAUGUCGUUAUAGCCACCCCCGGGAGGCUGAUCGAUCACCUGGAGAACACGAAGGGCUUCACCCUGCGAGCGCUGAAGUUCCUCGUCAUGGAUGAAGCCGACAGAAUCCUCAACAUGGACUUUGAGACUGAGGUGGAUAAAAUCCUGAAGGUGAUUCCCAGAGAAAGACGCACGUUCUUGUUCUCUGCCACCAUGACCAAAAAGGUCCAGAAACUACAGAGGGCAGCUCUGAAAGAUCCUGUGAAGUGUGCAGUUUCAACAAAAUACACCACGGUAGAAAAGCUGCAGCAGUACUACGUCUUCAUACCGUCCAAGUACAAGGACUGUUACCUGGUGUCCAUCGUGAACGAGCUGGCCGGCAACUCCUUCAUCAUUUUCUGCAGCACGUGCAACACCGCCCAGCGGGUGGCGCUGUUGCUGAGGAACCUGGGCAUCACCGCCAUCCCUCUUCACGGACAAAUGAGUCAGAAUAAACGUCUCGGAGCGCUGAACAAGUUCAAGUCCAAGUCUCGGUCGGUGCUGCUGGCCACUGACGUGGCGUCCAGAGGACUGGACAUCCCUCACGUUGACUGCGUCAUCAAUUACGACAUCCCCACUCAUUCUAAGGACUACAUCCACAGAGUCGGCCGGACAGCCAGAGCAGGGCGCUCUGGGAAAUCCAUCACAUUUGUCACCCAGUAUGAUGUGGAGCUUUUCCAGCGAAUUGAGAGCUUAAUCGGGAAGAAACUUCCCGCGUUUCCGACGCAGGAAGAGGAGGUGAUGAUGCUGGUGGAGAGGGUGAGCGAGGCUCAGAGAUUUGCCCGUCUGGAAAUGAAGGAGCAAGGUGAGAAAAGGAGGAGACCCAAAGGAAGAGAUGCUGAUGAUGAUGACACAGAACAAGCGAGCGGAGUGAGGAAAAAAGUCAAAGGAGGACCGGGAGGAGGAGUUGUCCUAGGAGGAGCAGGAGGAGGAGGGGGGAAGAAGAGGGGUGGAGCGGCCUGGAGGGGAAGACGCUGAUGCAUCUACCAUUAAUACCAUGUACAUAACCACAUACCCACAACACACAAUGCCUCCAAAAUUCAGUUUUAAAGUUGAUGCAUAUUUAAUUAUGGAAUAAUGCUGUAUUUGCUCUUUUGUGACACCCCCUCUUCCCCCAUUUGUAAUAAAACUUCACUGUUAAACCUAAA
Cololabis saira (Pacific saury) is the source of this 1679-nucleotide messenger RNA. RefSeq names its product DEAD (Asp-Glu-Ala-Asp) box polypeptide 47 (gene ddx47). Lineage: Eukaryota; Metazoa; Chordata; Actinopteri; Beloniformes; Belonidae. The transcript is spliced from 12 exons. Gene Ontology annotation, molecular function: nucleic acid binding; ATP binding; RNA helicase activity. Bases 40 to 1509 code for a protein of 489 amino acids. The record is from RefSeq and is a predicted model, not a curated record.